CCGCCCUUGACGUCGGCCUGGGUUUUCCAGGUGAGAUCCCAAGAUCCCAGCUGGAAUCCCACGAUGGCGUCGCCGGCCCUCAGCCCCGAUUCCUCUUCCCAUGAAGGCCUCUCCUCCAUCCACUCGGCUCCCGCCUGUUCCCCCACGUCCGACUCGGAGAACCUCAGCCCCGAUGAGCUGGAGCUGUUGGCAAAGCUGGAGGAGCAGAACCGGCUCCUGGAGGCCGACUCCAAAUCCCUGCGCUCCAUGAACGGCUCCCGCCGGAACAGCGGCUCCUCACUGGUCUCCAGCUCCUCGGCCUCCUCCAACCUGAGCCACCUGGAAGAGGACACCUGGAUCCUAUGGGGCCGCAUCGUCAACGAAUGGGACGAGUGGCGGAGGAAGAAGGAGAAGCUGCUGAAGGAGCUCAUCCGGAAAGGGAUCCCCCAUCACUUCCGAGCCAUCGUCUGGCAGCUGCUGUGCAGCGCCACCGAGAUGCCGGUCAAGCACCAGUACUCGGAGCUGCUCAAGAGGUCCUCGCCGUGCGAGAGGCUCAUCCGUCGCGACAUCGCCCGCACCUACCCCGAGCACGACUUCUUCAAGGGCCAGGAUAGCCUGGGCCAGGAGGUGCUCUUCAACGUCAUGAAGGCCUAUUCCCUGGUGGACCGCGAGGUUGGCUACUGCCAGGGCAGCGCCUUCAUCGUGGGACUGCUGCUCAUGCAGAUGCCCGAGGAAGAGGCCUUCUGCGUGUUCGUGCGGCUCAUGCAGGAGUACCGCCUGCGGGAGCUCUUCAAGCCCAGCAUGGCCCAGCUGGGGCUCUGCAUCUUCCAGUUCGAGUCCUUGCUGCAGGAGCAGCUGCCGGAUCUCAACAGCCACUUCCGCUCCCAGAGCUUCCUCACCUCCAUGUACGCCUCCUCCUGGUUCCUCACCCUCUUCCUCACCACCUUCCCCCUGCCCGUGGCCACGCGCGUCUUCGACAUCUUCAUGGACGAG
Messenger RNA from Neopsephotus bourkii (Bourke's parrot), 972 nucleotides. Its product is annotated as EVI5-like protein. The transcript is spliced from 6 exons. The record is from RefSeq and is a predicted model, not a curated record. NCBI's taxonomy places the organism in Eukaryota, Metazoa, Chordata, Aves, Psittaciformes, Psittacidae. The annotation marks the transcript as partial.